Molecule: messenger RNA, 1011 nt
Organism: Aedes albopictus (Asian tiger mosquito)
Lineage: Eukaryota; Metazoa; Arthropoda; Insecta; Diptera; Culicidae
Exons: 1
Coding region: 1-1011 (336 amino acids)
Biological process (GO): DNA integration
Molecular function (GO): nucleic acid binding
Source: RefSeq, a predicted model, not a curated record
AUGGAUUCGGACGUUGAAAAACUAGUGAAACAUUGCCGAGGGUGUACUCUGGUGGCAGCACCUGAACGACCUGAACCAAUGCUCCGCAGCGAACUACCGAUGGCGCCAUGGGUAACCAUUGCUUUGGAUUUCCUGGGACCGUUACCGGAAGGGCAAUACUUGCUGGUCGUCAUCGACUGUUACAGUCGUUUUAUGGAAGUGUGUGAAAUGACGAGCAUCACAGCAAAAGACGUCAUUAGAGAAUUGUCUGUAAUGUUCAGUCGAUACGGUAUUCCAAAUGUGCUGAAGGCAGAUAAUGCCCCACAACUCAGUUCGGAAUGUAUUGAGUUUAAAGAAUUUUGCAAUGCAAAUGGAACUAAACUAAGUAAUACCAUACCAUAUUGGCCACAAUCGAACGGCGAAGUGGAGAGACAAAACCGGUCAAUUCUUAAACGUUUACGAAUCGCCCAAGAGCUAGGGCAGGAUUGGAGAAAAGAGCUGUCCAGCUACUUAUUAACGUAUCAUUCAACGAAGCAUACUACGACUGGAAAAUCUCCCGGUGAACUUAUGUUCGGCCGAAAAAUCAAGAGCAAGUUACCAACAAUAUCAACAUUUCUCGAAGACGACAGUGUACGUGAAAAGGAUCGAUUAAUCAAGGAGAAAGGGAAGCUAUAUAGUGACAAAAGGCGAGGAGCAAAAGAAAGUGAAUUGGAAGUUGGAGAUCGAGUGUUGGCGAAACGAAUGAAGAAGAGCAAUAAACUUGAUACUGAUUAUGCUGAUGAAGAUUUCAUUGUGGUGAAGAAAACGGGAACGGAUACGAUUGUCAAAUCUACGAAUUCUGGCAAAGAAUACCGACGGAGUUCGGCUCAUUUGAAAAGAGUACUGAAUCCAGAAGACUCCUCAGUUUUGACACCGUUGGAAGAAGCAGUAUCAGAAGAUCCAAUUGAAGGGUGCAGCAGCGAGACAAGACUCAAACAAUCUACGAGGACAAGACAAGCACCAGUUAAAUUUAAAGAUUUUGUAUCGCACUAA